Messenger RNA from Humulus lupulus (European hop), 594 nucleotides. Its product is annotated as auxin response factor 19-like. The transcript is spliced from 7 exons. Gene Ontology annotation, molecular function: DNA binding. Gene Ontology annotation, cellular component: nucleus. Lineage: Eukaryota; Viridiplantae; Streptophyta; Magnoliopsida; Rosales; Cannabaceae. Bases 1 to 594 code for a protein of 197 amino acids. Gene Ontology annotation, biological process: regulation of DNA-templated transcription; response to hormone. The record is from RefSeq and is a predicted model, not a curated record.
AUGGGAUUCAUGCAUUGGGAAUUUAUUGAGAUUCUUAGCUAUGCAAUGGUUAUAACUAUAAGAGCUCUUGAUUUUGUGUAUUUUAUGUGUGGAAAGAGGCAUUUUGCUGGUGACUCUGUUCUAUUUAUCAGGGAUGAAAAGCAACAGCUACUUCUCGGUAUUAGACGAGCUUACAGGCAACCUACGAACCUAUCAUCAUCUGUAUUGUCAAGUGACAGUAUGCAUAUUGGAAUUUUGGCAGCUGCCACUCACGCUGCAGCCAACAAUAGUCCCUUCACUGUGUUCUACAAUCCUAGUGCUAGUCCAUCAGAAUUUGUUAUUCCUUUAGCCAAGUACUAUAAGACAGUCUGGACAAAAGAAUAUGGCAUUGGUUUAUGCUUAGAUUUUCUUGAAUCUAAAUUAACAUGUUGCCUUCUAAAAUUCAAGAAUGUUGGUUGGGACGAAUCAAUUGCUGGGGAAAGGCGUAAUAGGGUCUCAAUCUGGGAGAUUGAACCUGUUACAGCUCCAUUUUUAAUAUUCCCCCUCCAUUUUUCAGAUCAAAAUGUCCCAGACAACUGGGAAUGCCAGGAGUUGGUGAGUGAUGUUGCACACUAA